Eimeria tenella is the source of this 810-nucleotide messenger RNA. RefSeq names its product carbonyl reductase, putative. Lineage: Eukaryota; Apicomplexa; Conoidasida; Eucoccidiorida; Eimeriidae. Gene Ontology annotation, molecular function: oxidoreductase activity. The record is from RefSeq and is a predicted model, not a curated record. The annotation marks the transcript as partial. The transcript has 7 exons.
AUGGCGCAGCGCGUUUUCAUCGUCACCGGCGGCAACAAAGGCAUUGGCUUCGAAACAGCGAAGAAACUUUGCCGAGAUUUGAAAGGCGAGAACGCAGUUGUUGUAAUUACUUCGAGAGACAAAGAAAAUGGCGUUCAAGCCCUCGCGAAGCUCGCUGCAGAAGGCCUCAAAGCUGAAAUGGAAUUGCUGGAUAUAACAAAGAAAGAAAGUCGGGAAAGUUUUGUGGCGGCGAUAAAGAGCAAGUACGGCCACGUCGAUUCGCUGGUGAACAACGCGGGUUUCGCCUUCAAGAAGGCAGCGACAGAGCCAGUCGCUGUUCAGGCCAAAGUCACCUGCGGCAUCAACUACUACGCAACGAGAGACAUCACCCUAGACAUGAUGGGCCUUUUCAAGCCGGGCUCCCGCAUUGUCAACGUGGCUUCAGCGGCAGGCGAAAUGGCUCUGCAGGAAAUGUCCGCUGAGCUUCGCCACCGCCUAAUGAGCAAAUCUGCGAGGCAAGAGGAUAUCGACAAAGUGGUGGAUGACUUCAUCGUUGCAUGCGAGAAGGGGCAGCAAGAGGGCUGGCCUUCGUCGACUUACGGCCUCUCCAAGGCUGCUGUGAUCGCCCUGACUGCUGCUUGGGCCCGCAAAGCCGACCACUGCCCCUCUAUGGAGGCCUGCAGGGAUAUGGUGAUUACUUGCUGCUGCCCUGGGUGGUGCAAGACGGACUUGGCGGGCUGGGAGGCCCCGCCGCUGACAGCAGCAGAUGGGGCCAACGUGGUGGCGCCUCUGGCCCUCAGCAGCACGAAGCAGCAGCACCACGGCAAGUUU